CUGAAGGAAGAAGUAGGAUACAUCGACGGAAGGCGAACGGAGGAGGAGCCGCUUGUUUCGGGCCUUGGGAAGGAGGUGGCUGAAGCGGGUACCUGGGCAAAAGCUUUGGUAUGAGGAGAAAGCGGCGGCGGCGGCGGAGGUGGCUGCUGUGAGGGCGGAAGGAAGAGGAGCGGAGCCGGAGGAGAAGGGAGGAGAGCCGAGUGACCGGUGCACCUCUCCCAGCCCCGCCGCCCCGACCGCCAAAAUGGAUGAACAGGAGGCUUUGAAUUCUAUCAUGAAGGACUUGGUUGCCCUCCAAAUGAGCCGGCGUCCCAGACUGUCUGGUUUUGAUAGCAUGAAGAACAAAGAUUCUCCACAUUCCAAUAGACAGAAAAAACACAGUGCCAGCAACCCAGGUCUCCUCAACAACCUUAUGAUAAGAAAACAAAAUAGUCUUGCAGUAGAGGAAAAAAAGUCACAGAGUGACAUCAGGAUAAAGUUUGAACAUAAUGGGGAAAGGCGAAUUAUCCCCUUUAUCCGGCCUGUCCGCUAUGAGGAUGUUCAGCAGAAAGUGAAAACAGCUUUUGGGCAGCCACUGGAUCUCUACUACAUGAAUAAUGAGUUAUCUAUUCCUUUGAAAAGUCAAGAUGACCUUGAUAAGGCAAUAGAUCUGUUAGACCGAAGCUCAAAUGUGAAAAGCCUUAGAAUAUUACUGCUGUCUCAGGAUAAAAAUCAUCAGAUCAGUCUCUCGUCCCAUUCAGGGAUGCCAAAGCAAGUCAGAAUCAAAACUUCCCAAUCUAUGGGAGAUGUAAACACUGCCUACCAGCCACUUGAAACCCGAAGCAGACACCUGUCCAUCAGUUCUCAGAAUACAGGUCGAAGUUCACCCCCACCAGGUUACGUCCCAGAGAGACAGCAGCGAAUUGCUCGCCAGGGGUCCUAUACCAGCAUAAACAGUGAAGGAGAAUUUAUACCGGAGACCAAUGAACAAAGUAUGUUGGAUCCCUUAAGCAGUGCUGAAAACUCCCUAUCUGGUAGUUGUCAGUCCUUGAGCCAGCCAGGAGAAAGCCUUUCGUUCCGAAAAUCCUGCAUGUCCAGAGCCCAGAGCUUUCCAGAUAAUAGGCAAGAUUUCUCAGAUCGUGAGAAUCAAAUCUUUGAUAAAGCUGAGAAAAGUGGGACUUACCCUCGGCGUUACCAUGUCUCUAUGCAGUAUAAAGAUUACAAUGAUGGCCGUAGAACAUUUCCUCGCAUUCGACGCCAACAGGGCAACCUCUUCACACUGGUACCAUCAAGCCGUUCCUUAAGCACGAAUGGGGAGAACCUUGGUCUGACGGUUCAGUAUCUAGACACCUGUUGUCGUAUGUGGAGUGCUGACAGUGAGAAUGCACUCACUGUGCAGGAGAGGAACAUCCCAACUAAAUCUCCAAGUGCUCCAGUCAACUGGCGACGCGGGAAACUCCUAGGACAAGGUGCCUUUGGCCGGGUAUACCUAUGCUAUGAUGUAGAUACAGGCAGAGAACUUGCAGCUAAACAGGUCCAGUUUGACCCAGACAGUCCCGAAACAAGCAAGGAAGUGAGUGCAUUGGAAUGUGAGAUUCAGCUACUGAAGAACCUUCAGCAUGAGCGGAUUGUUCAGUAUUAUGGAUGUUUAAGAGACCGAGCAGAAAAGACCCUGAGCAUUUUCAUGGAGUACAUGCCAGGGGGUUCUGUCAAAGAUCAGCUGAAAGCCUAUGGUGCACUAACGGAAAAUGUUACUCGAAAAUACACUCGGCAGAUUCUUGAAGGAGUCUGUUAUCUUCACAGCAACAUGAUUGUACACAGAGAUAUUAAAGGAGCCAAUAUUCUCAGAGAUUCUGUGGGCAACGUGAAGCUUGGAGACUUCGGGGCUAGCAAGCGGCUGCAGACAAUCUGCAUGUCUGGCACUGGCAUCCGCUCUGUCACGGGCACUCCUUACUGGAUGAGUCCGGAAGUGAUCAGUGGAGAGGGCUAUGGAAGAAAAGCUGACAUCUGGAGCCUUGCCUGUACUGUUGUGGAAAUGUUAACUGAGAAACCACCCUGGGCAGAAUAUGAAGCUAUGGCAGCCAUUUUCAAGAUUGCUACACAGCCUACUAACCCCCAGCUUCCUACUCAUAUAUCAGAACCUUGCCGGGACUUCUUAAGGCAGAUCUUUGUGGAAGCCAGGAAGAGACCUUCAGCUGAAGAGUUGCUCCAGCAUCAUUUUGCCCAGCUCUCCUACUGAAUUACUGCCUCUGAUUCCAUUUUUAGAUGAUACUGUUGUCUGAAGUGUUGUGGCCUAUAUCAGAGAGUCCACUCCAAAACGUUGGCAGAUGGACAUUCUGUUUGCCUAGUAAGAUAGCGUGUACAAGGGCAAUGCAAAAGUCAGCCAGUUUCAUUUUGGUAUCUUCAUUCUGAGGGAUUGAUGCUUUCUCUGUCACUACCCAUGUGGUGACAUGGUAUUUGGCACGUGGCUAGGAACAAUCUCAAAUGCUUCAUUUGACUAUAGAUCCAUCUCUGAAACUUGGGGAAAUGAAAAAGGAUGAAAUGGGCUCUUGAGAAUGGCUAAAAGCUACAAAAAUGUGUAUUGGGCUCAUAUUACCACUGUUUUGACAGCUUUUCAGGUUGCAGGGUGUUGUUUCUCCUUCUCUUUAGCCCUCCCCUCUAUCCAUGUUUCUGGAUAACGGGAGUGGGGAGGAGAUUCCCAUGGAUCAAAUGUACAAUGGAAUCUAGAUGGAAUAAAGGUUCCCUGAAUGAAAUAAGGAAAUCGAGUUCCAUUCUGGCAGUUGUCUAAAGGUGCAAUGCAGAACUGUGUGUUCUGUGUCUAUGUAGUGAUCACGGGCUAACUCAAUUUUUGUCUAGGAAAAAAAAAAAUCAGUAUUGUGGGGCUUGACACUUUUAACUUCUAUUUUUUUAAAGCAGUCUAGGCAUUAUUGCAUUAGACUAGGAAUUCAUAUGGGAGAUAUUAAGAAUUUUUUGAAAUUAACAGGGAGCUGAGCAAGGCAUGGUGCUCCUUCUAUGAAUGUCAAAAGUCAGUAAAUAAAAUGAGGAAUGUAUAUGGAAUUUUACAUUAAUUGCAGAAUUUAUCCAGAUUGUAGAAUGUGCCCAUUUUAUGGAUUGUAUUGCACAGGAUAUCAUGCAAUAAAUAGAUUGUGGUGAGGACUAUUGUGAGGAAGCAUGGUAUCAAUGUGCUGCCUUUAGAUGGCUGUUAGUUGGAUAAAAUAUUUCCUUCUACACAGUUAAGAUAUUAUGCUACAGUUAUAAUUGACAUGAAAAUAUCUCAAUUACUGUGAAACAUUCAGUCUCGUAUACCUCCAUUCGAUAGCUUCAUCCAUCCAAAUCUCUUUCACGGGAUAACCUCCCCCCAAAAAAGUUUCUAACCAAAGAUUAUUUCAUUGCUGCCAAGAUCAGUCUUCAAGGAGAAGCAAGGUAUUACUGCUAAGCCUAGACAGGAUUGUUCAUACUGAACAGAACUACCUUUUCCAGGUGCUUGUAAUGGAAAAAUUGGGGCAAGGAGAAGUGAUAUUACUCAUCUGUCUUUAUACAUUCUGGGUUUUCUGCAUUCUGGGUUUUCUGCAUGCUUUUCUGGUCUUUAGAAGAAUAGCUUCUAAAGUUUGAGACCAUCUUUUCCCAUAGUUCUGCAGAGCUGAAGUUUGUUAAUCUUGAUUAUUUUCUAAGAAACUUUGUUUUUUUUUCUUUAAGAGGCACUUCUAUCAGAUUUAAUUGAGUACAAUCAGAGAGCAAACUUCUUGAUCUCUCAAAUGUUUGGUUGCCAACAGCAUACCUUUAUUAUAUAAAAUGUUGGAUUAGAACCACUCAGACAGGACCUCUAUGAGAUCUAUGAGUAUCUCCGUUAUUCAUUAUGUAGCAAAUCAUGUACACUCCAGGAGCGUUAAAAAGGAUUCUGCUUUGCAAACAGCAUUCUGCCACUUGUGAUACUUCAGGUGUUUGCUGUUAACCUUGCAAAGAUAUAUAUAUUAAUCUACCCUUGCUCUAGCCACCCAUUUGUCAAGUGUUUGCACCUCUGCAAAACUGAGAUUCAGUCUCAUCUGUCACUUUAUACAAAGUUGCAUGUGGUUGUUUCUAACAAGAUUGCAACCUACCUACCAGCCUCAGAUGUUAAAGAAAGUGGGGGGGGGGGGAGCAGCGCUUUCAGUCAAUUUGCAGGACUUCUUUUAAAGCAGAAUGCAAUUGAUAUGCAGGUAAAAGCAGUUCUUUUCUGCCGUCUCCAGUCUUGUAGUUGUGCCAAAAGGCCAGACCAAGUAUCUUGUUGUGCUCGAAUUUUCUGUCAUAUUUGCUUAAGAAUGUCUAUGGCUUUAUAACAAAUAAAGUUAUAUAAGUUACAUAAGUAUCUGUAUGGAUCUAAAAAUGCUACCGUGAUUUCCUUUUUUUAGUUCAUUUGCCAACAUGUCUGUAGGUCUUGGUUUGUAAAACACAAAUAUUCUUUUUCAAGACAACAACGUUGAGUUAUGGCAUUUCCUUUGAUUUCAGCAAAUAACCAGCAAUAGAGUUGGUCCCUCAUCUUUGAGAAUAUGAUAUGUUGCCUUGGCUCCUCACUGGGUGGAUAAGCAUAAUAAGCCAAAGCAUUAUUCAUAUGGUCAGCAGUGCACUUUUAUAAAUAUAUUUAUAUCACUUUCUUAUUAAGCAUUUUACUUCAUGUAAAGAAAUUAUGAUGUCUCAUACUUUUUAUUUAUGCCAUACUUGUUUAUGUUUAUAUAUGUGUACAGCAAUUAUUAUGGAAUGGGGAGGGAGAAAUUGACAUCUUUGUGAAUUUUUAAAAAGGGGAAAAAAGCAGCUGGUUUUGCAAAGAUUUUUGAUUACUGUUUAUUACAAGAUGUAUCAGGUCAAAAUGCCUUUUUGUUUCCUUGCUAAUGUUUUUUUUUUGGGGGGGGGAGUAAGUGAAACAGAAUAACAAUAUAGAAAUGGCAAUUUGGAAUAAUAGAAAGCCACAAAUUAGAUAUAUUAGAGACCAUCAGUCUCAUGUGUUACUGUUGAUAUAACACACAAAGUCUUCAUCGAGCUUAUUGCAAUUGCUUCACAAAACAAC
Notechis scutatus (mainland tiger snake) is the source of this 5020-nucleotide messenger RNA. The record is from RefSeq and is a predicted model, not a curated record. Lineage: Eukaryota; Metazoa; Chordata; Lepidosauria; Squamata; Elapidae.